Messenger RNA from Habropoda laboriosa, 825 nucleotides. RefSeq names its product probable NADH dehydrogenase [ubiquinone] 1 alpha subcomplex subunit 5 (gene ND-13B). Bases 95 to 442 code for a protein of 115 amino acids. Gene Ontology annotation, biological process: respiratory electron transport chain. The transcript has 3 exons. The record is from RefSeq and is a predicted model, not a curated record. NCBI's taxonomy places the organism in Eukaryota, Metazoa, Arthropoda, Insecta, Hymenoptera, Apidae.
AGUGUGUCGUAACAAUUUAGACGUGGAAUCGAAUCGGAAACUGGUCGCAUAAUUGUUUUUCAUUCAAUUCGGAUCGUAGGUGUGUCGUGGAAGAAUGGCAGGAACACUGAAACAGAAAGUAAGACUUGCCUUAUCAAAAAAAGCUCACAGAGAACUUGGUGUAAUUUACGAGAAAAUAUUACGAAACCUGAAACAAAUGCCGCAAGAUUACAUUUUCAGAACAGAUAUGGAGAAGCAGACAAGGGAAAGAAGAAGUAUCGUGAUGCAGAACGACGACAUGGCUGUUGUAGAAGCAAAGAUAGAUGACGGAAAAAUGGAAGACGUGCUAUAUAGAGCGAAACUGGAACUGACUUUGGUAGAGUGUUUCGUGAAGUAUAAACCGUGGGAGAGUUUAAUGGAGACCGCUCCGAAGAAUCAGUGGACCUGGCCUCCUCAGAAGUGAAGGAAAGAAACGAUCCUUUGGAUAGUUGUACAUAGCGCUAAAUACGGAAAUGUUUACCGACGAUCGAUGUAAUACCAUAGAUUAAAUUGUACGUUUGGGUAGUUAGUUGGAGUUGCGAAUGUUUUUGUUUGUAGAGAAAGAAAGGUUAAUAGGAGAUAAAUAUAAAGGAGAAUUGAUUUGUAACGGGUGAUUGAGUUUGGGGUGAAAAGGGGAGUUGGAGGAUGAAAGUCGGAAGAGGAGGAUCGUAAACGGCGAGGUAAAGGGUGAGAAAAGAUGGUAGAAAGGUAUAGGUCUAGUUGUAAGGAAGAAAUAUGACCGAGUCGAAUAGAGAAGGUAUAUAAAGGUUGAAAGGAAUGCGGCGAGAAAGAGUUGUAGAAGAGGGG